CACUUCCUAUACACAAUGGAGAUCAAUGCAUUCGCUCGCCAUGACCUCAUCAACGGUAAUGGAAUUAUCGAGAAAUCCUUUUCGCCGAAAAAAUACUGCAUGGAAUUGAGUUCGUAUGCGUAUGAUCAGCUUUGGAGAUUUGAUAUGGAGGCCCUGCCAGCAGAUCUGAUUAGAAGGAGGAUGGCAGUUGAGGAUCCAACAGCUGAACAUGGCCUAAAGCUGACCAUAGAAGACUACCCAUACGCCAACGAUGGCCUUCUCAUCUGGUCAACCAUCAAGCAAUGGAUCAGCGACUACGUGACCCACUACUACACAGACAACAGCCAGGUGUCAUCAGAUAGCGAGCUCCAAGAAUUUUGGACAGAGGUUCGAACCAAAGGCCAUAAAGACAAGAAAGACGAGCAAUGGUGGCCCAUCUUGGACACCACUGAUGACCUAAUCCAUGUCCCGACCACCAUCAUCCGGGUUGCCUCAUCCCACCACGCCGCAGUCAACUUCGGUCAGUACGACUACGCUGGGUACUUCCCAAACAGGCCCACCAUCAUGCGAACUGACAUGCUAACGAAAGAAUUGUCAGGUAAAGAACUGGAACGGUUCUGGAAGAGGAUUGAAUGCCUAGCACUGCAAAAUUUUGGGGCCACGGAAGUUUUGAACAGAAGAUUGAAUUGCCCACCAUUGGAAAUUGUUGGGGCCACAGAAGUUUUGUAUUAUGAUGACAUUCGUGCCUACAGUUUAUCCUAAUGGUAAUAACCCUAUGAACAGUUCAGAUAGCAUACACACAUUAGUAAUGACCCUAUGAACGGUUUGGAUGCCAUAU
Messenger RNA from Magnolia sinica, 817 nucleotides. Its product is annotated as lipoxygenase 7, chloroplastic-like. The transcript has a single exon. Lineage: Eukaryota; Viridiplantae; Streptophyta; Magnoliopsida; Magnoliales; Magnoliaceae. The coding region runs from base 16 to 741 and encodes 241 amino acids. Gene Ontology annotation, molecular function: metal ion binding; oxidoreductase activity, acting on single donors with incorporation of molecular oxygen, incorporation of two atoms of oxygen. Gene Ontology annotation, biological process: lipid oxidation. The record is from RefSeq and is a predicted model, not a curated record.